This is a messenger RNA of Cladocopium goreaui, 4768 nucleotides long. Lineage: Eukaryota; Dinophyceae; Suessiales; Symbiodiniaceae. The record is from the annotation of a GenBank genome assembly.
AUGUCUCUACACUCGCAGAUUCCGGUGGUGCUUCUGAUACCAACGCUUCUGUCUGUUGCAUCCGCAGCUGACACCUUGCAGGAGUGUCGGGCCAAUACCGGCGGCGCCUGCAACCGAACCGCUGGAUCCAUAUUUCUACAGCAACAUCAGCGUGCACGUCGGAGUGAUCUGCAGGGUGUUCUAGCAAGUGCUUGUUCAUCUUCAGUUGAAGAUUGCCGAGACACAGGAUGCUGCGAAGACACGGGCUACACCUGCUUUGAAAAGAAUCAGUAUUGGGCCUCCUGUCGCCAAAGCUGCGAACCGGGAGAAGUCAAUCCCAACGAUGAUCCAGACUACCGGACGCCCUGGACCUGCACCGUCUUGGAUGGCUCCACCGGGACCACCGGGACCACCACCGGGACCACCACGGGCACCACGGGGGUGAACCCGGCGCCGGGGCGAGUGCUGGUCACCGGCCACGCGGGGUCCGGCAAGGCCCGCCUCUUCGAGUUCAUCGCUGCGCUGACGGAUCAGCCGGUGCCCGGGUCACGGGCCCGCGCCGUGCAUUCCUCGGGUGGAGCAGCUGGGGGCGUGGUCAGCGAGAGCCAAGGGUAUGGGUUGCUGUUGUCCGGUGCCCUGCUGGCUGCAUUGCCUCGGAACGAUCCAGAUCGAGAAAAACUCAUGGACUACACCUAUGAAAUGUUUCUGGGUUGGAGACGGAUGUGCGAACUGAGCAAAGAUAGCGGCAGCUGUCAGGAAGACGAAGGAUUUCAAUGUGGCGGUGGACAGUUCCCAUGCCUGCCGCACUGGAAGUUUGACGAUGACCUCACUGGAAUCAUUGGAAGAGGCGCCGCACCGGAUGGCGACGCGGAUGCCCUGGCCGGGAUGCUCUUCGCGGUGCUGUCCCUGGAGAGAGCCGAAAGCACUUCGCCCUGGCUGGAGGAGGUUGGGGAGUGGGCCUACGACACUUGCAAACAGUUCUACCUGAGCUCCACCGUCUCCUCCUCUUCGGGCGCUCAUCGCAUUGUCAAGCUGGGCUCCUGCUGGGGUGGCUGGGGCAGCCAGGGGCAGAAUCCCAGCUACCACGCGCCCGGGGUCUAUCGCAUGUGCCGAGACUACAUGAAAUCACACUGUGACAAGUACGGCUGCGAAGGAGGAGAUGCCCUCGAAGCUGAAUGGAACAGAUUGAUCGACACGAGCUACAAGAUGUUCGACGCCACGCAGUGCGAGUCCAGCGGCCUGAUCCCCAACUGGGCCAAGGUCUACGAAGACGGGCAAAGCCUCCGUGCUGAGACGGGAUUUUCUGGCAGCGGAACUCCAGGUGCUGAGUAUGGUGCUGAAGCCAGUCGAGCUGUGUGGCGCGUGGCUCUGGACUACCUCUUGUUCCCCGGCGAGGCCGGCGAGGCGGUAGCCUUUCUGGACCCCGUGGCGGCGAAUCUGGAGACCCGCGAGUCGGGGGGCAACUGGGACGAGUCGCUGCGCGUGGAUGGAAAUUGCCUGGUGGAGAGCAUUCAUCCGGGAUGGUCCCCGCUGGGAACAGGGCUGGUGGAUUCCGGGCGACAACAGGAGUUGAUCGAUGCAGCGGGAAAGCGUGUGGCCAGCAAGGCCAUUGAUGACUACUACUCCGGGAGUUGGGUGGCCAUCAGUACCAUCACGUUAAACGGCGACCUGGCGCGGGCGGCACAAGGCUCCGGCCUGGGUUCUGGCACGGGAACGGGCACCACGGGCACGACCACAACGGCGCCCACCACAGGGCCAACGACCACAACCACCACCACUGAUAGUGGCUCUGGCAUGUGCGCUACUACGGGGCAAGACUGUCGAAGCAGCGCUUGUUGUGAAGAUGCAGGCUUCACAUGCUAUGAAAAGAACGAAUACUGGGCCUCGUGUCGUCAGAGCUGUGAACCUGGCGAAGUGAAUCCCAACGACGAUCCGGACUUCCAAACCCCCUGGACCUGUGCCGUCAUUGGUGCCACCACCACGCCCGGCACCACCACCACGCCCGGCACCACCACCACCACCACCGGCACCUCGCCUGGCACGACAUCGUCGCCGGGCACCACGGGUGGCACCACGACGUCGCCGAACCCAGCACCGGGGCAGGUCUUUGUGACGAACUCAGCGGGCUCGGGCAAGGCCCGCCUCUUCGAGUUCAUCGCUGCGCUGACGGAUCAGCCGGUGCCCGGGUCACGGGCCCGCGCCGUGCAUUCCUCGGGCGGCGCGGCUGGGGGCGUGGUCAGCGAGAGCCAAGGGUGGUAUGGUCUGCUUUUGUCCGGUGCCCUGCUGGCUGCUAUGCCUGAAGAUCAAGAUCGACAAAAGCUCAUGGACUACACCUAUGAAAUGUUCUUGGGAUGGAGGCGCAUGUGUGAACUUUCCAAGGCGAGUGGCAGCUGUCAAGACGACGAAGGUUUUCAAUGUGGAGGUGGACAGUUCCCAUGUUUGCCGCACUGGAAGUUUGACGAUGAUCUCAAGAACGUCAUUGGAUCAGGUGCAGCCCCGGACGGCGACGCAGAUGCCCUCGCUGGGAUGCUCUUCGCGGUGCUGUCCCUGGAACGGACGGCCGAGGCCGCACCGUGGCUGGAGGAGGUUGCUCAGUGGACCUAUGAGACUUGCAAACAGUUCUACCUAAGCUCCACCGUCUCCUCCUCUUCGGGCGCUCAUCGCAUUGUCAAGCUGGGCUCCUGCUGGGGUGGCUGGGGCAGCCAGGGGCAGAAUCCCAGCUACCACGCGCCGGGGGUCUAUCGCAUGUGCCGAGACUACAUGAAGUCACACGACGCGAAGUUCGGCACGUCGGGCUCGGAGGGUGAUGACUUUGCCUCUGACUGGGAUCGAUUGAUCGACACGAGCUACAAGAUGUUCGACGCCACGCAGUGCGAGUCCAAUGGCCUGAUCCCCAACUGGGCCAAGGUCUACGAAGACACGCCCGAGGCGCUGCGCGCCGAGACGGGCUUCAGCGGCAGCGGCACCCCCGGCGCCGAGUACGGUGCCGAGGCGAGCCGCGCGGUGUGGCGCGUGGCGCUGGACUUCCUGCUGUUCCCAGGUGAGGCCGGUUCAGCUGCCGGUUUCUUGGACCCGGUGGCGGCGCAUUUGGAAACGCGCGAAUCCGGAGGAAACUGGGCUCAGACGCUUCGUGUGGACGCUGGCUGCCUGGUGGAGAGUAUCCAUCCCAGCUGGUCGCUGGGACUGCGCUUCGGGACUGGUGGCUUCAGGUCUUGGAACAUGUUCAUGGCUGGUCCCACCUUCACCUCCUUGGUUUGCCCCUCCAACUCCGUGGAUUCCGGGCGACAACAGGAGUUGAUCGACUCUGCGGGCGAAAGGGUGGCCAGCAAGGCCAUUGAUGACUACUACUCCGGCAGUUGGGUGGCCAUCAGCACGAUCACUUUGAACGGCGAUCUGCUCCGCGCAGCUCAGAACUCGGGCCUCGCUGGCGCCACGGGAACCACCGGAAGUACCACCGGAAGUACCACCGGAAGUACCACCGGAACCACCACGGUGUCCACAACCGGUAGCGGUACCACAACCACUACAGCGACGACCACCACCACCACCACCACCGGCGCAACGACCAGCGCUGGGCUUUGCUCAAGGUCCUCAGAGGAUUGUCGUUCCACGGGCUGCUGCCAAGAUGCUGGCUACACAUGUUACGAGAAGGACCAGUACUGGGCAGGCUGUCGUCAGAGCUGCCAACCUGGAGAAGUAAAUCCCACGGAUCCUAUUGAAUACCGAACUCCUUGGUCCUGCACACUUGUUGGGGGAACAACAGCAACCACGACGCCCAUGGCGACCACCACAACGACCACGACGACCACCCCUAUGUCGUUUCAGAUGGUUUUCGAAGCAGUGGAUGGUGGUCAAGACCGCGCCUGCCGUGGAGACAGCAGCACUGACAACUCCGACACGUACUACACCGUGGUCUCAGUGACGUCCUUAGAAGAAUGCCAGGAGCAGUGCAAACUCACGGAGAACUGCCAAGGCGUGGAAUUCAAAGGGUCUCGUUGCGAGUUGUGGAAGCGACCGAUCUUGGCCUCCAAACGCUUAGGUGGAUACACGUGCCUUCGAUACGUCGAUCCCAAGAAACUGCGCGCGGGCGAAUUUGAGAUGGUUGACGGUGAGGGUCAUGCCUGUCGUGGCGCCACUCCGGCUGAUAAUUCCAACAACUACUUCCAUGUGACCACAGGCCAGUCACUGGAAGGAUGCCAGCGCCUGUGUCGCACAAAGGCGAACUGCGUGGGCGUGGAGCAUCACGAAGGUGGCCGCUGUGAGAUCUGGAUUCGACCGUUGGGGAUCCAAGCAACACAAGCGCUGCCAGGAUAUACCUGCUGGCGCUUCUGGCCGGAUGGAAUCACACCUCCAAAGCCACGUGAAGGCGCUUUCGAGGCAGUGGAUGGGGCAGUUGGCCGCGUGUGUCGUGGAUCCAGUCCAUCGGACAACCUCCCGAGUUACUUCAACGUGACUUCAGCGUCAUCUUUAGACUUCUGCGAGAAUUUGUGUCGCCUGGCCAGCGACUGCACAGGAAUCGAAUUUCACAACUCGGGGCGCUGCGAGCUGUGGCACCGAAGCAUUGAGAGCUUUCGAGUGAGCAACGCAGAUUACAGCUGCUGGAGAUUUGUCCAAAGUUUGGCAAGCUAAGCAGGAGAGAGCAACGCGGCAGCGCAGCCGCAGAUUUGACCUCCUGAGAUCGGUGGUAGCUGGGUUCCAAGGUCUUUGUAAAGAGAUACAGCAAAGGCAGCAACGAAUCCACUGACCCUGCUGGGGCUGAGCACCAAUCUGGAGUGAAGGACCAGAUUCU